Molecule: messenger RNA, 6111 nt
Organism: Hypanus sabinus (Atlantic stingray)
Lineage: Eukaryota; Metazoa; Chordata; Chondrichthyes; Myliobatiformes; Dasyatidae
Product: E3 ubiquitin-protein ligase TRIM7-like
Exons: 6
Coding region: 88-1467 (459 amino acids)
Molecular function (GO): zinc ion binding; protein binding
Source: RefSeq, a predicted model, not a curated record
CCUGCCCUGUGCGGGGUGCGAAGCUUUAACCCCCGCCCUCCACCAGUGUCCCGCUGCUGCCGGCCGCUCUCCUCUCGCCCCGGGGACAUGGAGCCCGAGCCCGAGUCCGAGUGCGCCGUGUGCCGCUCGCCGUGCCCGGACGCCGGCCGCCUCCCCUGCGGCCACCGCCUCUGCUCCGAGUGCGCCCGCUACUUCGGCACGGAGCUGCGGACAGAGGCGGAAUGUCCCCGCUGUCACAGCGAGCCGGGCACCCCGGCCGGGGCCGAGGCACCGUCCGCCCCCGCUGCCGGGGGGCAGCCACGGGAGGUGGGCGGAGAGCGGGGGCUGUGCAGCGAGCACGGGCGGCCGCUGGAGCUGUACUGCGAGGAGGACGGGGAGUGUGUGUGCGGCCCCUGUACCGCCACGGGCAGGCACAGCGUCCACACGCUGGUCAGCCUGCAGACGGCACAGGACAACAUCAAGGGCAAGUUACUCAGCCGGGUGAAGACUCUUUUCCAAAUUCAACAGAACUGUCACUUCAAGUACCAAGAUCUGAAAAAGUCUGAAAAUGAAAUUAAGACGCAGAUCACCCGGCUGAAAGGGAACCUGUCCAAGAAGUUUGCUGAGUGGCGGAGGAGCCUGGAGGAGGGGGAGUCGGCCUUGCUGAAGAAGGUGGACGAGGAGGGUGACCGCUUGCUGACCAGCACUUUCAAGUGCUCGGAGAUGUUGGACCAGAAGAUGGAUCUGAUUCAACAGAUUGACGACAGGGCCCAGGACCUGUCCCAGGCAGACCCUCUCACCUUCAUCCAGGAUGCGAAAGAGCUCCUUUCUAAGGCCUUGGAGAUCCGAGAACAGACAGUUCCGACCCUUCGCAAGGACACGCUGAACAUGAAACUGAUAGCGGAGUAUGCCAAGGAGCUGGUUGAUAAGUCCAUGGUCUACCACUCGGUGAUAACGAGCAUCAUCGGUGAAUGGGCACGCCUCACCUUGGACCCCAGGACGGCCUACUGGUUUCUGACCAUCUCGGAGGACGCGCGGUCACUGAUGUUUGGGUAUGACCUGCAGCCCUACCCGUCCAAUCCUGAGAGGUUCCGUACUCACCGGCAGAUCCUCUGCUGCCAGAGCUUCACGUCGGGCUACCACACCUGGCUGGUGGAGGCCGAGGGCAUCGCCUGGGGCCUUGGGGUGGCCUAUGGGAGCAUCCCGCGGGAAGGCCACGGCUCCGACCUGACCAACAGCGAUAAAGCUUGGUGCCUCCACUUCAGCCACGGCUCGCUGACCGCCAGCCACCAUGGCAACCACACCAACAUUGUCAGUGACCCCACCCACAGCAGGUUUCAGGUGGAGCUGGACUACGAGGCCGGCAGCAUCUCCUUCUACCAGGUCGAUGAUGCCCCUAAACACUUGCACACGUUCCAAACCACCUUCACCGAGCCCGUGUUCCCAGCAUUCUCCUGCUUCUACAUUUCCUCGCUGCGGCUCUGCUAAACCGAUGAAAAUGAAAGUCACGAGCUGGCCAUUCAGCCCAUCUACUGCCUACUGCGCACAUCUUCUCACUUUGAUUCAGGAAGUCCCUGCUGACAACCAUGCACCUAACCCUAGGCCAACCCUUUCCCCAUCUGCUACCUUGUCUAUUCAGCCACCUAUGUCUGCUAGGCACACCUUCAGGUCAGAGAAACAGGCCAUUUGGCCCGCUGACUCCUUGCUGGCCACCAUGCAUCCAAGCCUAGCCCAGCCCAUUCCCCAUCCCCUACCACGUUUUUUCAACCUUCCCUUCAAAUAAUUUGCUCACCUUUUCCACCUAUCACCUCCCAGCUUCUCACUUCAUCCCCCACCCACCCACCUUCUCCAUCACCUAGUCUCACCUAUCACCUUCUAGCUUGUACUCCUCCCCCUCCCCACCAUCUAAUUCUGGCCUCUUCCCCCUUCCUUUCCAGGUCCUGAUGAGGGGUCUCGGCCGGAAAAGUUGAAUCUUCAUUCCCCUCCAAUGAUGUUGCCUGAGUUGCUGAGCUCCUCCUGUGUUUUGUUGUGGAUUUCCAGCACCUGCAGAAUCUCUUGUGAUAGAAUUAAUUCACUCUUUUGAUUUGAGCUCCCUGGGAGUGGAUUCCACAUUCCCACCCCUCCCUUGAUAAAGGGGUUUCCCCACAACUUCCCUUGGUCAGAGAGUGUAGAGACAUGCAGCCCAGAAGCAAGCCCUUCAAGUGACCAAGAUGCCCACUCAGGCCAGAUCCAUUUGCCCGCGUUUGGCUCAUCUCCCUCUAAACCCGGGGUUCACAACCUUUUUUUUUAAUGCCAUGAACCACUACCGUUAACUCCGUGGACCCCAGGUUGGGAACCCCUGCUCUAAACCUUCACCUGUUCACUUACCUGCCUAAAUGUCAUGUGCCUGCCCCUAACACACCCUCUGUCAGCUCGUACCCGAGGGCAUGCGUUUAAGGCAAGCGUGGUAAUUCCAAAGGAGAUGUGAGAGGCAAGUGUUUAACACAGAGAGUGGUGGAAUACGCACCCGGCGUGGCAAUAGAGGCAGAUAUUUUAGAGACUUUUAAGAGAUGUUUAGACAGGCACAUGAACGUGCAAGAAAUGGAAGGCUAUGGACAAUAUGUAGGCAGAAGGGAUUGGUUUAGUUGGCCACUUGAUUACUAAUUUAACUGGUUUAGCACAAUCUUGUGGGCUGAAGGGCCUAUUCUGUUUUGUGUUCUCAUUCCAAUGCCCACCACCCUCGGUGUGGAAGUUGUCCCUCAAGUCCCCUUUAAAUCUUCCCACCCCACCUCUAGUUUUAGCCCCCCCCCCACCCCACUGCCCUGGGAUAAAGACUGUGACCGUCCACUUUAUCUCUGCCCCUUGGGAUUUUAUAUUGCUUCUAGAAUAUAAAAGCAAGGAUGUAACAUCGAUGCUUUAUAAGGUGCUGGUGAGGCCUCAUUUGAGUACUGUGAGCAGUUUUGGGCCCCUCAUCUAAGAAGGGACGUGCUGACAUUGGAGAGUUCUCAAAGGAGGUUCACGAGAAUGAUUCCAGGAUUGAACAGCUUGUCGUGUGAAGAGCGUUUGUUGGCUCUGAGCCUGUGCUCACUGGAAUUGAGAAGAAUGAGGGGAUGGGAGUUCCCGUUGAAACCAAUCUAAUGUUGAAAGAGUGGAUGUGGAGAGGAUGUGUCCCCUGGUGAGGGAGUCUAGGACCAGAGGGCUCAGCCUCAGAAUGAGGAGGAAUAUCUUCAGUCAGAGGGUGGUGAGUUUGUGGAAUUCUUUUCCACAGGCAGCUGUGGAGGCCAAGUCAUUGGGUAUACCUGAGGUAGAGGUUGAUAGAUUCUUGAUUGGUCAAGGCAUGGAGGGAUAGGGGGAGAAGGCAGGAGAUUGGGGUUGAGGGAAAAGGAUCAGCCAUGAUAAAUGGUGGAUCAAAUGGUCUAGCUCUGCUCUUAUGUCUUAUGGUCUUUCUGAGAUAUACGACCCCAUCAGCCUCCUACACUCUGGGAAAAUACGCCCCAGACUCUCCUUAUAAUCAAGCACUCUAGUCCAGAUAACGUGCUCAUAAAUCUGUUCUGCUUCAUAACGUCCUUCCUGUAGCUGGGCGAACAGGACGGUACACAAUGCUCCAAGUGUGGUCACACAACAGCCAGUACGGCUGCUACGUGAAGCCCCAGCUUUUGAACUCAGCUCUGUAACCAAUGAAAUUCACCACCCCCUGCCUCUCUGCUUUCAGGAAACCAUGUACCCGUGUUCCCAGGUCUCCGGCUCUACAAGGCCCUGCCACUUACUGUCUAGGUCCUGCCCUGGUUUAGGUGACCAGAAUGAAAGACAGCAAGUGUGGGCUCACAGGCUGGAGACGCCAGGGCAAAAUGCAGAUGAAUAGAGUUGAGGAUGAAUUUCUUCAGAGGGUGGUGAAUCUGUAGAACUGAUGAAGGGUGGUAGUGAGUUAAAGAGACUGUGGGGUAGGGAUCCUCAACAACGCUUCAGACCUUUUGAAUACAACGCUCCCGGGAAAAAGCAGGAAUGGCGGAGGGAGCCCUUGGUGGUUUUCACUGUCCUCUGCAGGGUCUAGCACUGACGUCUUUCAGCUUCUGCACCGUACCAAGAUGCAGGCGGACAGGAGGCUCUGGGUGGUGCUCUUGUCGAAGGGAGGCUGGGGAGGCUUGCGUGCCUCAGAAAGGGUGGAUGCUGCUGGGCCUUCUUGACGAAUGAGGAGGUUAGAUCAUCCAUUAUGCGCACACCAAGGAUGUUUGGUCUGGGACGACGACCACAUGGACGGCCUAGAAACAGUGUGGAUUUAGAGAGAGUGGUUCCACUUGUUUAGGGCACGAAGCUUUUGUUGUGGGACAGUCACCCCAAAAUCCAAGAUUCAUUUAUUUAUCCCAUGUAUGUAGAAACUGCUGUUAGGGUAUUAUGAGUACAUUUGAGGCCCUUAUCUAAGAAAGUGUGUGCUGACAGUGGAGAGAGAGUUCAGAGGAGGUUCAUGAGAAUGGCCAUGGGAACGAAAGGGUUAAUGUGUGGGAGGUGUUGGACAGCUCUGGGCCUGUACUUGCUGGAGUUUAGAAGCAUGAGGGGUUCUCAUAGAAACCUAUUAAUAUUGAAAGGCCUAGACAGAGGGGAUGUUUCCUAGGGUGGGAGAGUCUAGGACCAGAAGACACAGCCUCAGAAGAGAGGGAUGUCCAAUUUGAACAGGGAUGAGGAGGAGUUUUCCUUCAGCCGGCGGUGGGGGUGGAGGGGUGACUCUAUGGAAUUAAUUGCCACAGACUGUCGUGGAGGCUGAGUCAUUGGGUAUAUCUCAAUUGGAGGUUGGUCGGUUCUUGAUGAGUAAGGGUGUCAAAGGUUACAGGGAGAAGACAAGACUAGGGGUUGCGAAGGAUAGUAAGACAACCAUGAGCAGACUCGAUGGACUGAAUGGCCUAAUUCUGCUCUUAUAUCUUAUGGUCUUAUGGAACAUACAGUGUGUUUGUGUUAAAAAGCAACACAACCUAAGGGUCAAGUGUUACUUCACAUUACGGAGCUGGCACAGCGUGCCCACAGUGGUCAGCACCGCAACACACAAGCAAAGACGAAAACCACAACAGCAGAAGUAGCCCCUCCCUCCCUCCCUCCCUCCCUCCUACCCACAAGCAGUCCUCUAACACCAGGGCGGGCUGGCUCCAGGUCUCUAUCUACAGUCCCCAACCCAGGCUCGCAAUCCCUGGCAUGCCAUCGGCUCCCCAGUUUGCUGACGUGGGAAACCUCGCGCCCCAAAGAUGAAAGAACCCGAACCAGCACUGAGGGAUCUUGGGUCCAAGUCCUGAGCUCCCCUAAAGUGCCCACACAAGUAGGCGGGGUGGGAACAAGGGUACUUGGCCUGCAUCGUGACUGUCAGAGUCACGUCUUAGCUAUUUCAUAGUUUGGCCAAGGCACAUUUGGAGUAUGGUGUACAGUGCUCAUUAGGGAAGGACGUGAAGGCAUGGGGAGCGUGCUAGCGAGGUUCACCAGAACGCUGUCUCAAUUAGAGGGGAUGCCCCACAAUGUCAUCUUCCUGUUUGUGACUCUCCCACAUGUGGAAGUAAACACAAACACAUAAACAGAGGAGAAAGUCUGCAGACGCUGGAAGUCCAGAGCAACACACACACAAUGCAAGAGGAACUCAGCAGGUCGGGCAGCAUCUGCGGAGGGGAAUAAAUAGUCAGUGUUUCAGGCCAAGGCCCUUCGUUUGGAGUGGAGAGGAAAGGGGAAGAAGUCAAAAUGAGAAGGCGGGGUGGGGUGGGGGGGGGGGGGAAGGAGUACCAGCUUCUUAUUCUGGCCUCUUUCCCACGUCCCCUCCAAUCCUGACGAAGGGUUUCGGUGUGAAACAUUGACUCUUCAUUUUGCUCCAUUGACCUGCUGAGAUCCUCCAGCAUUUCGAAUUCAUUCCAAUUCCGCCCUCUCUCAAAUCCCCUCCCUUAAAUCCCUCUACUUUUAGAUAGGAUUACUCUGACCUAGCCUCGACAUAACAGAGGAAUAAGAAAGCACAGGCUCUGCCCUGAACAGAUUUCUGACGGCUGAGACCACUAACGCGGCUUCUUCUGUUGGUGUUUGACAGCAUUUUUAACUGGAUCUUUGUGCAGUCUGAUUCCUCCACACCAGCCAGUCCUGGUGUUGUAAAAUGUAGCGUUUGUAACAUUCCUCAGCUAAUAAAAUGCAAAG